AUGGCCACGUGUGAAGUUUGUGGAGAUGGUUUCGCAGACGAUGCGGAAAAACACUUGUGCUCCCCGAGCCGAGACUCUUGCUCGCACGUGUGCCACGCGGAUUGCUUGCAGCAAUACCGAUUAAAGCAGGGCUGCCCUAUGCAUGACUGCCCAUUCUGUCUUCAGAAUGAAGAUUCCCAGGAAGAGGCUGAUGAUGCCGCUUUGCAAGAGAUGGAGAUUGAGGCAGCAAUGGAAGCAGAGGCUGUGGCUGAGGGGGUAAAAAGAAAGACCAGAGAAGAGGCAGCUUCGCCUGUCCGUGCGGGUGGGGGCCCAGCGGGCAAGAAGUUAGCAACCAACGCAAGCCCGCCAGCAGGACAACGCAGCCCAGUGCCGCCCACCCAAAGAUCCCCAAGCCCAGAAAGCCCUCCCUUCACACAGGGUGGAAGUGAAGCAGCCCGCUUGUCCAUUCCAAGCUUUGGGAUUGACAUCUACGACGACCUGAGUCGGACCAGCAAGGCAUCUACCACGGUGAAGGAUCCUAUGCACGACGCCAUGUCGGAGUACUUGGCUUGCAGGGAUGAAGCACAAAGCCUUUCGUUGCUUCACACCAAGAGCACAUAUCAAGGGCUUGGAAGCCCAGAGGCUUCUUAUCAAACCGUUCUGAAUGCAGCCUUGAAAGACCCCAGGGACCACCACGCUGUGGCAUCAGACUUUGCCUUCAGAACUCGAGAAGUGCUGCCCGUGCCUUUCGAAGUCAGCUUGAGAACCAUUGCCCGCAAGGAAGGUUGUGAGCCUGAGACAUUCAUGGCAGGUGGCGCCACAUGCACGGAUGCCACCAUCAAGGGUCUUCGUGCUUCUAUCAAAGAAUAUGCCCGUCUGCAUUACGGCAACAAAGAAAAGAUGUGCACUUGGCUGAACUGCGAAGAUGACAAGACAGUCACUGGAGAUGGUGCCACGGCGCUGACUCAUUACACCUUCGUUCACCAAGUGUAUGGACAGGUGUCGCUUUGUGAGUAUGUGCUCCAGCCGACUGCAAGCAUGUUUUGCAAGAGAAUCCAUGCGACGUGGCAAACAAGGCCAGUGACAAGUGACCCUGAUCAGCAGAGCCAGUCCAGCAAAGAGUUCCUGAUUGACUUCUUUGGUUGGAUGGGGCGCGUGGCAAGCAACCAGGACAAAGACCACUAUUUUGACAAGUUCGCCUUGCCCGUGCUCAGGAAGGCUUUGCAGGGCCCGAGCGCGUUGGCCCUUGAUAGGAUCAUAGAUGAGUUUGCCGUUGAGAUGACCAUCUUCGAUUUGGGACAUGCCUUGCAUAUCUGGCGUCGCCAAAUGUGCUUGUGGUUUGCCUUCUAUCGCUCCAAGCAAGUCCAAGCCUUGGUAGGCCCCAAAGCAGUGCCAGAUGUCAAGCCCCCAGGACUUGCAGAUUUGGAUGCCAAGAUGAAAUUGCAGCGAGUCAUUCUGUCCAAUCCUCGAUGUGCUGGUCCAACCUCCACUGCGCACAUUCGCUCUGUUCUGAAGUACCACUUUCAGAAGGAGAGAGAGGAAAAACCAGCAAAGUUCGUCUUGGCAGCAGUUAAAGACCUCUUGAAAGUUGGCAUCUUGCAAGAGGUUGACAAGAAGGAAGUGGAAGAACAGGCGCCCAAACUUAAGGACAAGAAAAGCGCCAAGAGCAAGGAGGCCACGCUAAAGAGCGAGCCACGAGGCCCGCCAGGUGGCCACGCUGUCCUGUACUACCAGACAUGUGCCUGGGAGGGCCUUUUGACUAAUUCGGAAGCUCAAGACAUGAUUGCCAAGCUUCAACUGAGUGCCAAUGAUUUCAAGUAG
Molecule: messenger RNA, 1800 nt
Organism: Cladocopium goreaui
Lineage: Eukaryota; Dinophyceae; Suessiales; Symbiodiniaceae
Source: the annotation of a GenBank genome assembly